This is a messenger RNA of Sorghum bicolor (sorghum), 2358 nucleotides long. Its product is annotated as protein NRT1/ PTR FAMILY 3.1. NCBI's taxonomy places the organism in Eukaryota, Viridiplantae, Streptophyta, Magnoliopsida, Poales, Poaceae. Gene Ontology annotation, molecular function: transmembrane transporter activity. The transcript has 3 exons. Gene Ontology annotation, biological process: transmembrane transport. The coding region runs from base 332 to 2227 and encodes 631 amino acids. Gene Ontology annotation, cellular component: plasma membrane. The record is from RefSeq and is a predicted model, not a curated record.
GUUUUAAGAGCCAGAGGCCAGAGCUCUUCAUCGACACAGAUGCAGCGGUAUUGACCCCCCUAGUCUUUUCCAUAUCGAGGAGAUGGAUGGGCACCUGAAUAAGAUAUGGUGUCUAUCUUCAACGCUGUUUGAGCACCGUUACGGAAGAGGUUGGACCUAGUGCUGACUGGUGAGUCUGUCUUUGAAGUAAAGCCACGAGAAAAUAUAGCUAUUAUUUCGCUACCUCUGGCAGGUACGGUCGUCGUGUCUAUAUAUAUGAACAUGUGGUUCCAUACUUCCAUAUCCUCGCAUGCAUGUGAGAGCCAUAUAGCUCAGUCUCACUGUCGCCUGCAUGCCCUGCUCUGCUUGUGAGCACCACACGCAUCAAUCACUGGCCAUAACAAGCAGCGAGAGCUCCCUGCAUCCAGCCAUGGCAACCACGACGGCGGUUGGUAGGAAUGGAGAAGGAGAGCAGAAGAGGAGGGAGAAAGGAGGCUUCAAGACCAUGCCAUUCAUACUUGGGAACGACAUCUGCGACCGGUUCGCCACGGCCGGCUUCGGCGCCAACCUGAUCACGUACCUGACGAAGCAGCUGCACCUGCCGCUGGUGGAGGCGUCCAACCUCCUCACAAACUUCGGCGGCACCUCCAGCCUCACAACCAUCCUCGGCGCGCUCGCCGCCGACUCCUUCGCGGGCCGAUUCUGGACCAUCGUCGCCGGCUCCGUCUUCUACCAGCUCGGCAUGCUCGGCCUCGUCGUGUCCGCGCUCCUCCCUUGGCUACGCCCCUCGCCGUGCUCCGCUCCUCCCGGCGGCCCCGAAUGCCACCGCGCCUCCGGGUUGCAGCUCGCCGUGCUGUACCUCUCCCUGCUGUGCACCGCCUUCGGCUCCGGCGGUCUCCGGCCCUGCGUCGUGAUGUUCGGCACCGACCAGUUCGACCACGAGACUAGUGAGAAGCAGGUCACCGCCGAGGCGGCCGAGGCGGUGGCGGAGCGGAAGCGUCGCUACUUCAACCUCUACUUCUUCACGAUGGGGGUAGCGGCGCUGCUGGCGCUGACGGUGGUGGUGUACAUCCAGGACAACGUGGGGUGGGGGUGGGGGUUCGGGAUCCCGGCCAUCGCCAUGUUCGUCUCCAUCGUGGUGUUCGUGAUCGGGUACCCGCUGUACGUCCAGGUCAAGCCGGGGGGCUCCCCGUUCACGCGGCUCGCGCAGGUGGCCGCCGCCGCGUUCAAGAAGCGCAACGCCGCCGUACCGGAGGACACGGGCAUGCUGUACCAGGACAAGGAGCUCGACGUCCUUAUCUCCACCAACGGCAGGCUGCUGCACACCAACCAGCUCACGUUCUUGGACCGGGCAGCUAUAGUAACGCCGGGCGACAUCUCCGCUUCCGGGCAGCCGGAUCUGUGGCGUCUGUCGACGGUGCACCGCGUGGAGGAGCUCAAGUCCAUCGUCCGCAUGCUCCCAAUCUGGUCAGCCGGCAUCAUGCUUUCCACCAUUGAAUCGCACAACGGCACCUUCAUCAUCGUCCAGGCAGGCAGCAUGGACCGGCACAUCACCCGGCACUUCGAGAUACCACCAGCGACCAUGUCGAUCUUCGGGACUGCGGUCUUCCUCGUCAGCUUGGCGCUCUACGACCGCGCGUUCGUGCCCCUGGCACGCCGCGUGACGGGCCUGCAGUCCGGGAUCACCUACUUCCAGCGCAUGGGCGUCGGGCUCGCCAUCCACAUCCUCGGCGUCGCCACGGCCGCGCUCGUGGAGACCAAGCGCCGCCACGCCGCGGCCGACCACGGGCUCCUGGACAAUCCUACCGCCGUCAUCCCGCUCAGCGUGUUCUGGCUGGUGCCGCAGUUCGCCGUCCACGGCGUCGCCGGCGCCUUCUCGUCAGUGGGGCACAUGGAGUUCCUGUACGACCAAGCGCCCGAGAGCAUGCGCAGUACCGCCGCCGCGCUCUUCUGGCUCGCCGGCGCCUUCGGGAACUACCUGGGUACCGUGCUGGUGACGGUGGUGCAGCGCACCACGCGCGCCCGCGGCAACGACUGGCUCCAGGACAACAUCAACCGUGGCAGGAUCGACAACUACUACUGGCUCGUCACCUGCCUCAUGGUGCUUAACCUUGGCUACUUCCUUAUCUGCUUCCGUUUCUACACCAUGAAGCCACUGGAGAUGGCAGACGAACAAGACGAUCAUGACGGAGAAUGUGAGCUCUCCACUCUACAGAAAAAUGAUACCGGUGCUGGAGGUGUGGUGUAAGGUUGUUUUGCAGUCAAUUAAUUAGUGUGGGCUUCAGUAAUUAAUAUAUAUAUAUAUAUACUUGCAAAAAUAUCUGUGCGAUGCUGUGGGACGUAUACCUGCACGACAUGAAGCUCAGAAGAUUUAUUCAA